AUGAAUCGCAUGCAGCAGUUGGUGGUCGCUGCUCUCAAGUACCUGUGCACUGGCAACCUGUGCACUGGAGACCUGUGCACUGGCAACCUGUGCACUGGCAACCUGUGCACUGGCAACCUGUGCACUGGAGACCUGUGCACUGGCAACCUGUGCACUGGCAACCUGUGCACUGGCAACCUGUGCACUGGAGACCUGUGCACUGGCAACCUGUGCACUGGAGACCUGUGCACUGGAGACCUGUGCACUGGCAACCUGUGCACUGGCAACCUGUGCACUGGCAACCUGUGCACUGGAGACCUGUGCACUGGCAACCUGUGCACUGGCAACCUGUGCACUGGCAACCUGUGCACUGGAGACCUGUGCACUGGCAACCUGUGCACUGGAGACCUGUGCACUGGCAACCUGUGCACUGGAGACCUGUGCACUGGAGACCUGUGCACUGGCAACCUGUGCACUGGAGACCUGUGCACUGGCAACCUGUGCACUGGCAACCUGUGCACUGGCAACCUGUGCACUGGAGACCUGUGCACUGGCAACCUGUGCACUGGCAACCUGUGCACUGGCAACCUGUGCACUGGCAACCUGUGCACUGGAGACCUGUGCACUGGCAACCUGUGCACUGGCAACCUGUGCACUGGCAACCUGUGCACUGGAGACCUGUGCACUGGCAACCUGUGCACUGGCAACCUGUGCACUGGCAACCUGUGCACUGGAGACCUGGGCACUGGAGACCUGUGCACUGGAGACCUGGGCACUGGAGACCUGUGCACUGGAGACCUGGGCACUGGAGACCUGUGCACUGGAGACCUGUGCACUGGAGACCUGUGCACUGGGGACCUAUGCACUUGA
Messenger RNA from Procambarus clarkii (red swamp crayfish), 849 nucleotides. Lineage: Eukaryota; Metazoa; Arthropoda; Malacostraca; Decapoda; Cambaridae. The record is from RefSeq and is a predicted model, not a curated record.